Molecule: messenger RNA, 636 nt
Organism: Prunus armeniaca (apricot)
Lineage: Eukaryota; Viridiplantae; Streptophyta; Magnoliopsida; Rosales; Rosaceae
Source: the annotation of a GenBank genome assembly
AUGCCAUGCCUCCCAGCAGAACUGCUGAUCGACAUCGUCCCACAGCUCUCACCCAAGGACUUGAAGUUGAAAAGGAUCCACUCGUCGCCAUCUAGUAUUCAUUGCCAUGAAGACAGUUAUGGUGGAUUCGGGUAUGAUUCCGUCAACGAUGACUAUAAAUUGGGUGCUUUACAUUGUUUGGUGCAUCAUGAAACAGAUGAUGAAAGGAUGAUAAUUCUAACCCUUGAUCUAGCAAGCGAGGACAUUUCGGAGCUUCCUAUACCCUUCCAUAUGUUUCCUGAUUUGAUUUCUCUCAAAUCACGCACAUCUGAUUUGGCUGAUUUGAUUUCUUUAGUAGUGAUGGGAGGGUAUUUAUGUAUUUAUCUAGUGGAGUGUAGAAGUAAGGCUUUGAUUAUGAGAGAAUAUGGAGUGGCGGAAUCUUGGACUAAGUUUUAUUCUUUUGAUAAGUGGGUUUACGAUUACAAGCCUUUAAUGCUUUCAAGUUGUGGUAAAAUGGUUCUUUUUGAGGAGGACUCUAGCCAUCUUGCUUGGUAUGAUCUACAGAAUGGGACGCGAAAACCUGUAAGAAUUUAUGAUAUGCCUGAAAGUUUUGACACAAUUACUUCUGUGGGGAGCAUUCAUCUUCUUGGAAGUUAA